GGAGCUUUUAUUUUGAAGACUUCGGAAGUGUUACGUUUGUUUGUUGCUGCUAACCAUAGGACUAUAGCUGUGUGUAGCUUGUCAAGGUUGGUAAUAUGCGUUUCUGUGUGUUUUCUGAAAGCAGUUCCCUCUGACAAGUAAUAAUGACAAACGUAGAAGACGGAAAACCUCGGUUUUAUACCUGUGAAUGUUUCACUACUGAUAAUAUUUUCCUGGAGGACUACAAGCUCCAUGUUAGCUUUUUAUCCGAGCAGCAGUUUAGACUGGACUAUCAGUCACUGCUGAGGAGCCUAGGCUGCGUCACGGAACAGCAGUUUGAGGAUGUUCUCUCUAAGAUUUCACAGGAAGUGGACAGGCGUCGACGUCUCAGUGUGACAUCUGCUGAGAGAGCUGCUGCUAUAAAAGACAUUUACCAGCCCCUCCAUCCUCAUGUCUACCAUCUGCAGGAGUCCUACCUGGCACCAAAGUUCAAGCAGAUUGUCAAGUACUGCCAAAGCAGUGACACCAGUGAAGAAGGUCUCCUGGGCCUUUUGGAGGAAGAGGCAGCUCCGAGGGUGUAUCGCUUCCCCGUGUUUGAAAAAAGCUUCUGCGAGGAGCUGGUGGAGGAGCUGGAGCACUUUGAGCAGGCUCCCACCCCUAAAGGAAGACCCAACACCAUGAACCGCUAUGGGAUCCUCCUGAAUGAACUGGGUUUUGAUGAGGGCUUCAUUACACCUCUUCGUGAGCAGUACUUGGGUCCGCUCACCACCCUGCUGUAUCCGGACUGUGGGGGGAGCUGUCUGGACAGCCACAAGGCCUUUGUGGUCAAAUAUGACAUGAAUGAAGACGUGGACCUGAGCUACCAUUACGACAAUGCGGAGGUCACGCUUAAUGUUUCCCUGGGCAAGGACUUCACUGAGGGCAACCUUUAUUUUGGUGACAUGAGACAGGUUCCUUUAAGCGAGACAGAGUGUUCAGAGGUUGAACACAAGGUGACUGAGGGUCUCCUCCACCGUGGCCAGCACAUGCACGGGGCCCUGCCCAUCUCCUCUGGCCAGCGCUGGAACCUCAUCGUCUGGAUGAGAGCCUCAAAGGAGCGCAACAAAUUGUGCCCCAUGUGUAACAGGAAGCCGACGCUGGCGGAAGGAGAGGGCUUCGCUGACGGCUUCACUAAACACUCUGAAGCAUCACUGAAUGCUUCCUGUGUGCUGACGUGAUGUAUCCAGCUGCUAUCAACCUUUUCUUUAAAAGACUGUGUAGGGUUUUGAUACCCCCAGGUCGCUGUAUUGAAAAAGACACUGGCAGACAGUAGUGUAUGCUGCUACCUCCACCGAGGCUGUAGGAAUAAAUGGCUGUGGUUCAUCCAGUCUAAACUUUGUGUCUGGUGACAGGGUGAUUUCGACUGAUAUGCUGUGGUUUGACUGUGGCCGAGUUAAUCGAGACAGCAUUAAAGAAAACCGGUAAAUGGAAUGAGGUAUUUUGACUGUAUUCCAAAAUAAUG
Messenger RNA from Monopterus albus (swamp eel), 1480 nucleotides. It is a transcript of the gene ogfod2, whose product is annotated as 2-oxoglutarate and iron-dependent oxygenase domain containing 2. Lineage: Eukaryota; Metazoa; Chordata; Actinopteri; Synbranchiformes; Synbranchidae. The coding region runs from base 144 to 1196 and encodes 350 amino acids. The record is from RefSeq and is a predicted model, not a curated record. The transcript has 7 exons. Gene Ontology annotation, molecular function: iron ion binding; oxidoreductase activity, acting on paired donors, with incorporation or reduction of molecular oxygen; L-ascorbic acid binding.